This is a messenger RNA of Neopelma chrysocephalum (saffron-crested tyrant-manakin), 501 nucleotides long. RefSeq names its product chromosome unknown C2orf50 homolog (gene CIMIP5). Lineage: Eukaryota; Metazoa; Chordata; Aves; Passeriformes; Pipridae. The record is from RefSeq and is a predicted model, not a curated record.
AUGGUAAGUCUCAAAAUGGACAAGUUGGGAAAGGGUUCUGGAUUCAGGAGAAAUACCUUGGUUAGGUCUUGGCAACCAGCAACCACACCCCUGGGGCAACCAGUCCCAGCUCCAUCUGUGUAUCAGAGCACCCAACCAAACAGACCUGGCACCACACAACCGGCUACUCAGGUCUGUGCAGAUGAGCAGUCAGCACUGCAGCCAGACCUGGUCCAACAGGAUAAGAUCUGGAGAGAGUCUGUUGAGGCCAAACAGAGAGGAAGGCAAAUCUGGUACCAGUACUAGAGUUUCCUUAAGUACUAUGGCCAAACAGGUAAGAGAAAGGAGCUGAAGCCAAAGCCAAACUAUAUGCCUGUGUUCUCAAGUAAAGUUCCCAACUUGACCAAUCAAACUAUCCUCAGUCAAAUGAACACUGAGCUUGGCAGAGCUCUGGUUAUGGAUUAUUUCUUCAGCAGUGGAGCAUGAAAGAGGAAACUUGAGGGUGAGCUCCAACUUUCCUAG